Molecule: messenger RNA, 624 nt
Organism: Aspergillus calidoustus
Lineage: Eukaryota; Fungi; Ascomycota; Eurotiomycetes; Eurotiales; Aspergillaceae
Source: the annotation of a GenBank genome assembly
AUGAGUGAGCCCACCGAGCCUUCACAGUCAACCAACGAGACGCGACCAGGCUCAACUCCAGCCCCCAACCCUGAUGUAGCCACGGACGCCGACAGAAACUGCCGAAGGGAGAAGAAGAGACUUGCUCGGCGGCGAAGAGAAGAAGCAAGCUUCAUACUAAGCAGCUUGGAAGAUACCGACGACGAUGAAAAGCAAGUUAUGUACCUGCAAGAGGUGCCGCGAGUAAAAGCCAGCCACUGCCGGGCGUGGGACUGCGCAAUCAAAAAGGUAGCGCGCGAGCCGAUCAUUCGGUACCAUUAUCGCUUUGCACGGAAGGGUGGGAGGAAUCUGUAUGGUGGGGGACCAAGACUUUAUUCUAACUGCCCACCGGUUCUCACCGCAGAGCUUGUCGAGUACUACCACAUCAGCUGCAUCGAGCGCAUCAUCCCCAACCUCGCAGACCUCGUCGUAAACGGGCACCUAAAGCUCGACGGAUGGGUUUGCGCGCCCCCCCAAUACGAAAGUGUCGAUCGAAUCCUCUACAGACGCCAUCAAGGACUGGUUCAAAUACGGCGGGCGGACGUUCGACAUCGACUGCUACGAGAGGUUCAAAAGCGACCACAAGGAGUGGCAGAGGGAGACUAG